AUGGAGGAAUUACAAAGAUAUUUAGAAAUAGAUAGAUCUCGGCAACAAGACUUUCUAUAUCCACUUCUCUUUCAGGAGUAUAUUUAUGUAUUUGCUCACGAUCAUGGUUUAAAUAGAUCCGUUUUUUAUGAACCCGCGGAAAAUUUAGGUUAUGACAAUAAAUCCAGUUCACUAAUUGUGAAACGGGUCAUUACUCGAAUGUAUCAACGGAAUCAUUUGAUUUUUUUGGCUAAUGAUUCUAAUCAAACUCAAUGUGUUGGAUACAACAAGAAUUUUUAUUCUCAAAUGAUAUUAGAGGGGUUUGCAGUCAUUGUGGAAAUUCCAUUCUCGCUGCGAUUAGUUUCUUCCCUCAAAGGGAAAGAAAUAACAAAAUCUCAUAAUUUACGAUCAAUUCAUUCAAUAUUUUCUUUUUUAGAGGACAAAUUAUCACGUUUAAAUUAUGUGUUAGAUCUACUAAUACCUUACCCCAUUCAUUCAGAAAUCUUGGUUCAAACUCUUCGUUGCUGGGUAAAGGAUACCCCUUCUUUGCAUUUAUUGCGAUUUUUUCUCCACGAGUAUCGUAAUUGGAAUAGUCUUAUUACUCCAAAGAAAUCUAGUUCCCUUUUGAAAAAAGGGAAUCAAAGAUUCUUCUUGUUCCUAUAUAAUUCUCAUGUAUGUGAAUGCGAAUCUAUAUUCGUGUUUCUUCGUAAACAAUCUUUUCAUUUACGAUCAACAUCUUCUGGAGCCCUUCUUGAGCGAACCCAUUUCUAUGGAAAAAUAGAACAUUUUGGAGUAGUGUUUCGUAAUGAUUUUCAAACCAUCCUAUGGUUGGUCAAGGAUCCUUUCAUGCAUUAUGUUAGAUAUCAAGGAAAAUCCAUACUGGCUUCAAAAGGGACUCCUCUUUUGAUGAAUAAAUGGAAAUAUCACCUUGUAAAUUUCUGGCAAUGUCAUUUUUACUUGUGGUCUCAACCCGGCAGGAUCCAUAUAAACCAAUUAUCCAAUCAUUCCCUCGAUUUUCUGGGUUAUCUUUCAAGUGUACGACUAAAUCCUUCACUGGUAAGGAGUCAAAUGCUAGAAAAUUCAUAUCUAAUAGAUAUUGCUAGUAAGAAGUUCGAAACCAUCGUCCCAAUUAUUCCUCUGAUUGGAUCAUUGGCUAAAGCAAAAUUUUGUAACGUAUCGGGGCAUCCCAUUAGUAAGCCGGUCCGGGCCGAUUCAUCAGAUUCUGAUAUUAUCGAUCGAUUUGGGCGGAUAUGCAAAAAUCUUUCUCAUUAUCACAGCGGAUCCUCAAAAAAAAAGAGUUUGUAUCGAAUAAAGUAUAUACUUCGACUUUCGUGUGCUAGAACUUUGGCUCGUAAACACAAAAGUACUGUACGGGCUUUUUUGAAAAGAUUAGGUUCGGAAUUGUUGAAAGAAUUCUUUACGGAGGAAGAACAAGUUCUUUCUUUGAUCCUCCCAAGGACUUCUUUUCCUUUGCGGAAGUUCUAUAGAGAGCGGAUUUGGUAUUUGGAUAUUCUUCGUAUCAAUGAUCUGACCAAUCCUGAAUGA
Nelumbo nucifera (sacred lotus) is the source of this 1524-nucleotide messenger RNA. The record is from the annotation of a RefSeq genome assembly. NCBI's taxonomy places the organism in Eukaryota, Viridiplantae, Streptophyta, Magnoliopsida, Proteales, Nelumbonaceae.